This is a messenger RNA of Gastrolobium bilobum, 1584 nucleotides long. Its product is annotated as THO complex subunit 4D. Gene Ontology annotation, biological process: mRNA export from nucleus. Gene Ontology annotation, cellular component: nucleus. Bases 729 to 1394 code for a protein of 221 amino acids. The record is from RefSeq and is a predicted model, not a curated record. Lineage: Eukaryota; Viridiplantae; Streptophyta; Magnoliopsida; Fabales; Fabaceae. Gene Ontology annotation, molecular function: mRNA binding. The transcript has 6 exons.
GGACUCUUAAUGGUGGAAGAAUGACUGGUGCUGUUAAUGGUAGAAGAAUGACUGGUGCUUUUAAUGGUGGAAGAAUGACCGGUUCUGUUCGCAGAGGUCCUCUUAUGGUUAACGCUCGGGCAUCAUCUUAUGCUAUUGCAAAGGCAAGCUCAAAAAACGUGGAUGCUUGUACUUAUGCUUGAGAUUCUGAAAUGCUAUAAAAUAUCCAAUUAUGAGAGAUUCAGCAUUGUUUAAACUCAAAAGCAAGAUGAACUCCUACUUUAGUAUUUGUUCCAUGGAGAAGCUCAUGAUCGAUCAUUUUGCAAUCUUGAUGCCUUUGUCAUAGUUCCAUAAUGUCACAAUUAAUAUGCACCUAAGAGUUAUAUGCUUUUGUUUUUGGGGGCUGUGCUACAGAUAUCUGAUGUGUGCAGGAGUUGUUUCAUGAUUCCUAGCAUAUUAUGUGAAGGAGCUUCAUUAGGUGAAUUUCAAAAUGGAGCUCUUACCAGUAGCACAAAAAUCAUAUAAUUAUAAGUGGGGUUGAAUUCUCUAAACCAUACUAAUCCAUUUCAUUUAGAUGAGAUGAGUUUUAAUGUUUGACCGGUUUGUGUGCGCCGGCGAUUUAGUGGAUCCUCUUGCUUAAUUGGGUUCUACGGUGCAAGAAUUCAGCUUACUUCCCUAUUUCAUGGUAUUUUGCAAAGAGGCUUUUCGCUUAUCAUCAGAACUGGAGCUCUCACUUGUAGCAUAGCACCAUGCAGUGGUCUAUUCGCAGAACCAGGCCUUUUCCAUGGCAGCAUGAUUUGUUUGAAGAUAGCUUAAGAGCUGCAGGGAUUCAAGGAAUAGAAGUCGGCACUAAGUUGUAUGUUUCCAACCUGGACCAUGGAGUAACCAAUGAAGACAUAAGGGAACUUUUCUCUGAGCUUGGAGAUUUGAAGCGUUAUGCUGUUCAUUAUGACAAAAAUGGACAUCCAAGUGGUUCUGCUGAAGUUGUCUAUACUAGAAGAAGUGAUGCAUUUGCUGCUCUGAAACGAUAUAAUAAUGUACUGUUGGAUGGAAAGCCCAUGAAGAUUGAGAUUGUUGGUAGUAAUGGCGAAUUGCCCAUAACUGCUCGUGUGAAUGUCACUGGGGUGAAUGGGCGGAGGAAGAGGACAGUUGUAAUGACGUCUAGAGGAGGACGAGGUGGAGGUCCUGCUGUGCCUAAUCGUGGUGCUGGAUGGGGACGGCGAGGUGGCACAAGGAAUGCGAGUGGCAUAAGGAAUGGGGAUGGGACUGGGACUGGACGUGGUCGUGGAGGACGUGGUCGUGGUAGGGGGGGUGGAGGACGUGGGCGUGGCAGAAACGAUGCUGUUGAGAAGUCAGCUGCAGAUCUUGACAAGGAACUGGAGACCUACCAUGCUGAGGCCAUGCAGAUCUCAUGAACUCGGAAGCAGCAAGUUUAUUUUGUAGUAUGAGUCAAGAUUGUACAAAAGCUGCAGUUUCUUUGGCUUUGCUUUGAAUCUUUUACUGCGCUGUGCUUUUAAAUUCGCCAUCCUAUUUUACCGCAUUAAAAUCUUGCUAGGGGCUGAAUGAUUGACUGGGUGGUUUUUUAAAUUCUCAGAUUUUAUAGAG